This is a messenger RNA of Priapulus caudatus, 3202 nucleotides long. RefSeq names its product inositol-trisphosphate 3-kinase A-like. Lineage: Eukaryota; Metazoa; Priapulida; Priapulimorpha; Priapulimorphida; Priapulidae. The transcript has 9 exons. The record is from RefSeq and is a predicted model, not a curated record. Gene Ontology annotation, cellular component: nucleus; cytoplasm. Gene Ontology annotation, molecular function: inositol tetrakisphosphate kinase activity; inositol-1,4,5-trisphosphate 3-kinase activity. Gene Ontology annotation, biological process: inositol phosphate biosynthetic process. Bases 776 to 1807 code for a protein of 343 amino acids.
UACAGAACCUAUAUACAGCGCGUGUGCUGCGUGAAUGGACUCUGAAUGCGUGCUUGUGUAUAUAACAUACAAGUUGUACGCGGGCGCGCGUAGGCACUGCCGCGGCUCGUCAAUCAGCGACGCGUAAAUAGCUAGAGCCCACUACAUCGCCACAUACACACAUACACGCGCUGUGCACAUUCGUCGUGACCAGGCAGGUCGGAUAUCGCGUCUGCUAUCGCGACCCGUAAUCUCCCAUUGACGUUGGCUGCGUGAUUGGCGCGUGAUGUCACGCUGAUGCGACCGGAUACACGUACACACGUAUACACCACUGGAUGCACGUAUACGUCACAUGUAGACAUAUUCGUCAUAUAGACUAACAGAUACGGAGCGGAAGAUGAGGUCACGAGUGCGUUUGUUUGCGGAGGAGUCAGCAAGCUAUGAGUAUGACUAUCAAAAAGUCGGAACUCGAGAGAAAGUCCUAUAUUCAACAGUUGGCGUUCGUUGCGCAUGUGCUGUGGCGCUAGUGGCUGUACGCGCGACACCUUUGUAGUUGCACGUGUGUUCAUUUAGGUGCUCUCCAACUAUAACUAUCCCAGUAACUGUACUAACUGAGCUGUGUGUGUGAGACAGACCCCGAGGUGUUGGUGGACAGCGUCGUGUUGUGAUAUAUUUAGGUGACAAGCGAACCAAGGAAUAGCACGCAUCGAUUUCUUACGCUGUCUUGACUGAUAUCGCCUGCAGGUAAAGCUGUUGCAGACGCAGACGUUUUUUUGAGUAGCACCAACUUGUUCAAAUGGGUGCGGACGUUGCAACGCAAGGGCAGUGUGUGUGUGGGAGAGGAUUCUAUUCCGUGAUGACGGGCCUUCAGGAAAAGUUUAGGAUACGGCGGAAAGCAAUGCCGACGCAGGAAGAACAACUACGAGAGACCCCCGUUGGUAUACUGGCAAUGAAUGCUCUGGAUCUGGUGGCACCGGCAUGUGAUUUGUUUGUCAAGUAUAGAAAGUCUAAAUGGAUACAACUCUCAGGGCAUGAAGGUUCGUUUUUUCCUGCGGGGUUAGACACUAUAUGGAAGAAACAUGUGGCUGGCUCCCACGAGGCUCAAGCUUACAAACUCAUCAUGGAGGAAGAAAACAUGCGGGAUAUGGUACCCACCUUCCACCAGGAGCUGGAGUAUAAAGGCUCACAUUACAUAGAAUUGACUGAUUUGCUGCACAAGUUUACAGAUCCUUGCAUCAUGGAUAUCAAAAUGGGUUGUAGGACAUUUCUAGAGUCUGAAGUAAAGAAUCCGGCGUUGCGGACAGAUCUGUACGACAAGAUGGUAAAGCUGGAUGCAGACGAACCUACAGCCGAGGAGCAUAGUAAUGCUGCAGUCACGAAGCUCCGCUACAUGCAGUUCAGAGAGAUGGCCAGCUCAACCUCAACAUUAUCAUUCCGAAUUGAAGGCAUCAAGCUAAGUGGCCAUGAAGUGGUCAGUAACGGCAAUCUGAAGAAAGUGCGAUCCAAGGAUGAUGUACUUAAAACCAUGUCAGAGUUUCUUUUAGGAAAUUCUGAAGUCACGACAGGGCUGAGUGUUGAAUUGCGGAAAUUGCGUGAUAACUUCGAGAAGUCUUCUUUCUUCAGUAUGCAUGAGGUCAUCGGUAGUUCAUUACUGUUGAUAUACGAUGACACGUCAGUAGGCGUAUGGAUGAUAGAUUUGGCAAAGACUGCUGCGAUAUCAGAUGCAUUAGAGAUUGACCAUCGGUCACCGUGGAUCCUAGGGAACCAUGAGGAUGGAUACCUACAUGGUCUGGAUAAUCUUAUUGAGAUUGUGGACAAAUGUCAAUAAUGACUGGAUACUGGAUAGCUUCAAUAUAUUUAUAUACACGUAUAUAUACAUGUGUACAUCGGCAGAUUUAUAGAAAAACAGCCACACAUUCACGCAAAUCCAUACUUUAAGCCUGUCCCUCAUUUCCUUACAUCUCUGCCUCAGCCUAGGUUGUGAUGGUUUGAAACCAGAUGUGUUAUUCAAAGAUUAUCUACAUUUUCAUUUAUGGAGAGAUCAUUAUCGACAAGCCUCUAAUGAUGAUUUAAGUGCGUGCAUUGUUCGUGAUAUUUAAGGGGCUGCAAGCUUUGUGCAUACUUCAAAGAUAUGAUAUCAUUGCAAAAUGUUCUAUUGGUCAUGUUAUAGUGGUAUUAACUGGCUAUGAAAGCCAAUUAAUACCGCCAAGUUAAUCAUACAGCCAGUAAUUAGUCUUACAUAAUUUCACUGUCAGCGCAGAUGCUAUAUAUCAACAGUGAGUGUAAUGUAGUUUUUGUAAGAUCAUAUUUCAUUAGGCCUUUUGCCAAACAAUGUUUGUCAAUAAUCUAGGGACAUGUUUCACCCCAAACCAGAUAUACCCCGUUUUCAGAGAAAUGUACCACUGUCUGAAACCCGAAUAUAAGAAAAAGAUUCAAGCAGUCAAAGUAGGUUUUCUUUUUGGAUCACUGUGUCACGCAGAGAGUUUCAUGCCUCGCGUUUUCUAGUUUCGUUUUCAUGCGAAGUCUGUUUUCACAUGACAGUUCUGAAUUGAGAUUAACAUAUUGUGCAUUAUUUGACAUGCUAUAUGUAUAUAUAUAUAUAUAUAUAUAUACAUAUAUGAUAUCGUGUGUUGCACAAUUUGUCGAACAAUUUAUAUUUAUAUGCUACACAGGAAAGCGGGAGAAAGAUUACAGAAGAUUAGUGGGUGAAAGAUUGGUUACGCAAGGCAGUGUGUAGUAUUUGAGACAUAGGAAGGCUUGCAAGGUUAUACAGGCCAAGUGUGUGUGAAAAGUUUGUUACUCGGUGCAAUGUGUAUAUUGUUACACAGGACUGCAUGAAAGGUUGGUUCCGCUUAUGGGUAUAGGAUUCUAUAACAUAUGCUACGUAAGUCGAUACAAGAUUACUCGUAAGUAAUUACAGAAGGCAGUGGCUCGGUUUUAAACAAUAGUAUUUACAUUUAAAUGAAUUUAAAAUAAUUGAGAAUAAUAGCAUCAAGUUACUUAAAAAAAAAUGUUACUGUAAGAUUAAUAAUUGAGGGCAAUAAUCAUCUGUGUAUGUUAUUGUUUGAUAUGCAUUACCAGUUGAUCUAAAAACUUUUAAAGUGCGCAAUUUUUAAUUUCCUUGUGACUAAAUAGAGAAAAGAAGAUUCUUGCUAACGUCUAAAGCAGUGGGGUGUAUUACUAUUUAUUGUAUUUUUAUUUAAAGCAAGUUUUUGUAAUCUCA